Marasmius oreades (fairy-ring Marasmius) is the source of this 1731-nucleotide messenger RNA. RefSeq lists its product as uncharacterized. Bases 598 to 1458 code for a protein of 286 amino acids. Lineage: Eukaryota; Fungi; Basidiomycota; Agaricomycetes; Agaricales; Marasmiaceae. Gene Ontology annotation, biological process: signal transduction; activation of GTPase activity; regulation of fungal-type cell wall organization. Gene Ontology annotation, cellular component: cell cortex. Gene Ontology annotation, molecular function: GTPase activator activity. The record is from RefSeq and is a predicted model, not a curated record. The transcript has 9 exons.
CGCGUCAUGUUAGCUGCUAGACGUUCGAAGUGACCUUGACUGUGAACUAAUUCCAUCCACUAAAGACAAUCCCCCCUUUUCCCCUCUAUUCUGGAUUCUCGACCAACGAGAAAAUUCUGGCCGUUCAAGAAACGUUCCCAUUCCUCCAUCUCUACCAAUUUCAACCGCCGAAAUACUGCUCCAAUAGCCGUUUCAGAAGCUCCUGCCCCUUCUCAACCUCCACAAAUGAUCCCGGAAUCGUCACAAAACCCUCCGACCAAGGCUAGUUUGAAGGCUUGGUGGAACCAUUUUACCUUCGCACAGAGAGUAAAGAAGGAAUCGGAGGGGAAAGACGAACCGGUGCAUACAGUCUUUGGGAAGCCACUGAAAGAGAGUUUACACUAUGCCAGCGUUCAAAUUUCUACGGCGAACGCUAACGGUGAACUCUACGUGUGGGGUUACAUACCAGUUGUGGUGGCGAAAUGGUGUGCAUUUUCAUUCCUCUUUCCUUUUCUGCUACGGUCUUUUUAUUGUCUGCUUUGAACCAGCGGUCUCUAUCUGAAGGAGAAUGCGACCGAGGUGGAAGGCGUCUUCCGGGUGAACGGCUCAAACAAGCGUAUGCGAGAACUCCAAGCACUGUUUGAGAAUCCUCCUCGAUACGGCAAGUCAUUGGAUUGGAAGCAGUCACCCUAUACGCCGCAUGACGUUGCUAGUGUUUUUCGGCGCUACCUCACCCAGAUGCCUGAGCCGGUGAUUCCAUACGAUCUGUACCAUGACUUCCGAGGGGCGAUGGCGAAGGAACCUUUUAAUCAAGAAGAAGUCAUAACAACAUAUAAACGAAUUAUCCGUGGGAUGCCUCGUCCUAACCAAUAUCUUCUACUAUAUGUCCUCGACCUCUUGUCAGUGUUCGCUCGGAAAUCCGACAAGAACCUAAUGACCGCCACGAACCUGGCGGUGAUCUUCAGACCUGGACUCAUAUCCCACCCUAAUCAUGAAUUGUCACCGAACGAACACGCACUUAGUCAACGAGUGCUGGAGUUCUUAAUCGCCCAACAAGAUUGGUUCAUGCUCGAUAUACCUCCUCCGCCCCAAGAUGAGUUUGGCCAGCCUCCAGUGUCAACAUCGGAAGCAGAUGAUGCAACGGUCUUUCCGAGCUCAGAUGAAGAGCAGUCGGUGGGCGGGGGUUGGAAACUAGUAGGGAGGGUCGGGCGGCGGAAAACGACGGUGGAGCGACGUGAAACACCAACGAAGGCAGAACACGACUUGACCCCAGUUAAUGAAGGCACAACUGAAGAGCCGGUUGAAGGGGCCGUUGGUGUAACACGAAGUCGGACAUUACCUUCUGGACGGAGAGGUGCCAAUUCGUCGGAUGCUGGGACUGCAGAUAGAGAGCCUCGGCUUUUGAAGAAACAGAAACGAGCAUCAUCUUCGCAACCCAGUCGGACGAAAGUAACCCCUGAAGCGUCCAGUGAAGUAUAGUUCUCUUUUGUCUCGCAUGGCUUUUCUCUUUCUCCACUCCUUUGCCUUCCAUAUUCUUGCGCAUACCCUUCUUCUUUGUUCUACCCACCUUCAGUUAUUCAUAUGAGAUUGCUCUCAAUCAAUCUAACUCUAACAGUAGUAUCAAGUAGUAGAUUCCAAUUCAGGGACUUUCUAAAUUUUAUCUGUUUCUUCAGUGGACAUACUCAAUGGACAAUAUAAUGAGAUGUAUGUACGAUAUGCAUGACUACUAAAAAUACUGUUAGAUUGUUCCAC